Messenger RNA from Petromyzon marinus (sea lamprey), 3235 nucleotides. RefSeq lists its product as uncharacterized. Gene Ontology annotation, biological process: regulation of transcription by RNA polymerase II. NCBI's taxonomy places the organism in Eukaryota, Metazoa, Chordata, Hyperoartia, Petromyzontiformes, Petromyzontidae. Gene Ontology annotation, molecular function: RNA polymerase II cis-regulatory region sequence-specific DNA binding; DNA-binding transcription factor activity. The record is from RefSeq and is a predicted model, not a curated record.
CCAAAAAAACAGAGUAAUUUGAUAUCAAGUUUGGAACACAUUACAUCCGGUUUGUCGGAUUUUCAUCGGAAACAGGAAAGGGUUAACCCUUUCCACAUACGUCAUUCCAAUGACGUGCACACGCGUACACGUCAUCGGAACGGAAUCGGAAAAAGAACUAAUAAUUUAAAAAAAAACUUUAUCAGUACGUCUUCCGGUCGGAGGUCGUACCGAGGCUCUCAGAAGGCGGCGCGGGGAGGGCGUCUGGCACAGUUUGACGCCAGCUAUCGUAAGGUGCGGCGGUCGUGUCGCAACGGUUCUCUGCGAUGAGUACAAUGUCUUCGCAAACAUCGGCGCGACGCCUCUGUAAAUAAAAUUAACGGUGAGCCGCGAGCGCGUGAACGGGGCCCAACCCCGCAACUUGCAGUCGCCUCGGAACGGGAAAGGGUAAUACAAAGUUGAAGAAACAGACGGUUCGAGUCUUGUCCCUGCAUCUUGUCGCCUUCGUGUGCCUCAACCCACCCCGCCCCGUGGGGCUCUUGCGCCCUCUGAAGAAGGAGCCGUAGCCCGAAACGUCGCCCAGUACGAUGGCUUCACACGUUGAGUUGGCAUUCAUCAAACAAGAAAGCGAUGAAACUCCAAGCCCCAUUAUGUAUCCUGACGCGACAGGGAAUCGUCUCUCUGGACCCGGCGUCAAGGAAGAAGAUGAUGGGAGUCUGGGCACUGAGAUAAUGAACAUUGUGGUUAAAAGCGAAGUGGAGGAAGAUGCUCCAGAUGUGAAUAUUGUUAAAGUUGAAGGAGACGGUGAGAAGCCAGAGGAGACUGGGGAUUCCCACGGAUGUCCGGCCACUCCAGACCAGAAUUUCAUCGAAGUGGAGUUAUCAGAGGAUGACGUUAGUGAAGUGGUGCUGAGAACACUGGUGAACAUGCCGAAAAUGCAUCCAUCCCGAAAAUCAGUGUCUAGUGCACGUGAAGAUGUGGAGAAAACACCGAUACCUCUUCGGAGCGUAGCUGGCUCUGCCAUUACAGAUGCUGCUGUGCAUGGACCUCGUGAGGCAGGCACGGCUUUUGGGCCCGCUCGAGAAUUUCUGCUUGAACACAAUACCGACGAGAGUGGCAGCGACAUCGAGGAGGCGUCCUGUGCCUUUGAAGAAGAUGUUGGUCGGAGGAGAGGAAGGAGGCCACGUGGCCAUGGCAGAGGUGGACGGCCAUUCCCGCCCUCCUCACCCUUGGGUGAGUGGGCCACCCCUACCCAUGGCGAUAGUGGAGAUGAGGACCGAGCCAGUGAUGGCGGACAGCAGCAACCGCGUGCUGGAGAAUGGACGGAAGACAACGCCGGAGUGCGCUUGCUCGAUUUCACCGCAGUUCCAGGAAUGCAGACACCGGUUCCCGCCACUCCUUUGGGUUUCAUUCAGCUGUUUAUCACGCGGGAGUUGCUCAUGUUUUUCACGAAUGAAACCAAUUCGUAUGCUAACUGUGCCUUGGCAAACAAAUCAGCAGAGGAGAGGGCAGGGUGGGAAGGUGUCAAUUUGAUGGACAUCGCAAACUAUUUGGGACUAACCAUGGCGAUGGGCGUUGCAUCUCUUCCCGAAAUUCCAAUGUACUGGUCAACAGGGAAACCCUAUUCGAUGCCAGCCUUCAGGGAGACAAUGUCGUGCAAGCGUUUCAAAAGCAUUGGGAGAUUUUUUAAUUGCCAUAACAGCUGUGCAGUGCCUCGCGACAACACAGACCGGUUGCUGCAAGUGCGCACGGUCAUGGAAUAUUUUCAAAGUAAAUUCAAGGCGUUGUACGCCCCGAACAGGGAACUAUCUUUAGAUGAGGCCACGCUGGAAUGGAAGGGGAGACUGCCUUUCAAAGUUUAUAACCCGCAGAAACCGGAAAAGUAUGGCAUCAAAUUUUACAUUCUUGCUGAGGCUCAGACAGGAUAUGUAUUUAAUUUUGACAUAUACGUGGGGAUUGAGAAGUCAAUUCGCAACAUUGUGUUUGGACUGAUGGGACCUCUGCUGGAUAAAGGCUACCAGUUGUAUAUGGACAACUACUACAACUCGGUGAAGCUAACAGAAGAACUCUAUGAACAUGGAGUCCAUACUUGUGGAACUUUGAGGCUGUCAAGAGGAGCCCCAAAGGAUCUGCAAGCCCUGGCAAAAAUGAAGAUUCCACGUGACAGCAUUCAUUUCAGGAGGAAGGGAAAUACCUUUGUCAUAUGCUGGAUGAACACGCGCCUGGUCACACUUAUAACCAAUAUUCACAAUGCCGACACUCACAACUUCGUUCGGCAACAAAAGACCAGGAAGAGGGAUGGCACUGCACUCCUAAGUCGAAUUGAGCUGCAGCGACCUAACGCCAUAGCGGACUACAUGGACCACAUGAGGGGCGUGGUUCAUUUUGAUCAGAUGAUCCAAUACUACCACUUCACAAGGAAGACUCAUAAAUGGACCAAGAAAAUCGUGCUGUAUUUCCUGCAAAUGGCACUGCACAAUGCCUAUGUGUUGUACAAGAAAUAUAGCACAGACGAAAAGAAGUUGACAUUGCUCGCAUUCCAUGAGGUGCUGUUCAACGCCCUCAUUCAUUUUGAUCCUCAGGAGUGGGCCGUAAGCGUAGAUGUCACCCCCCAUGCACCCAACCUGCCUCUGGCACUCGUCGGUGCACCCGUCACCCCACGCAUCACCAUCGCCCGAACCAAUGCCGCCGCCGCCACCAGCACCACCACCGCCGCCGCCACCGGAGACGAACAAGAAGCAGGGCCUUCAGGUGUAUCCACCACAAGAAGGCAGCGGUUUGCACCUGGCAGUGACGUGGACGACGAGGCACCGGAUGACCCUUCUCCAAGCGCUCCUGCGAAGCACAAAAGGCCAAGGCUUGUUGACCCUUCGUGCAGGUUAACGCAAGUGACCGAGCAUGCCAUGACCUCCAUAAUGCCAAGUCAGCGACGAUGCCGGGUGUGCUACAGGAAUGGUCGACGGCGUGACACCACCUGGGAAUGCAACGUAUGCAAGAUUCCUCUGUGUUUACGGGGAGAUUGCUUCGUUCAGUACCAUUCCCAGAAGCAGUAUUGGACCCCGCCGCCCCCAUCAACACGGAAGAAAGACACUGCUUCAAAGAGGACGGCCACGGGCUCCAAGAGGGAAUGAACCUCUUUGGCUCUCCCCCUACCGAUAAGAAAGCCACAACAUCAAAAAUCUACAACCUGUCACCUGAGGUUGUAGUUUGGUAAGUGGGGUGGGGGGUGAAUGAAAGAGCUCUUCAAGGAAGAAGG